This is a messenger RNA of Cylicocyclus nassatus, 276 nucleotides long. The record is from the annotation of a GenBank genome assembly. Lineage: Eukaryota; Metazoa; Nematoda; Chromadorea; Rhabditida; Strongylidae.
AUGUGUAACAAAGCUCUGUAUAAUUUGGGCUACACCGUGAACACUUUAUCCAUAGCAUCACUGUUGUUUUUAACGGUUAUGUCUGCUUCUGCUUACUGGCCUGCUCUUGUUGGUAACCAUGUUAUUCUUUAUCUACGAGGUUAUGCACCGCCAACAAGAGACCUUGUCUGCCUUUCUCAUAAAGCGGCAAUGUUUCUCUUCUACAUUGUGUUCACCAUAUUUUCCGAUGAAGCAGUGUCCGGAAAGGGAUGCAGCGUGUUUGCUUCGAUAGCAUAU